AUGGCAGGAAUCGUGCACAAGAUUGAGGACACUCUGAACAAUGGAGGCAAGAAAGAUGAGCGCAAGGGUGAGACACAAGGUGGGUGCAACCAACAGGAGCACAGGGGCGGCGCGCAAGGUGAGCGCAAGGAAGGGUUUGCUGACCAGAUGAAGGACAAGAUCCCGGGGGGAGGCGGUGGCGGGCACAAGGGGGAGACACAAGGUGGGUGCAACCAACAGGAGCACAGGGGCGGCGCGCAAGGUGAGCGCAAGGAAGGGUUUGUUGGCCAGAUGAAGGACAAGAUCCCGGGCGGUGGCGGUGGCGGUGUCGGUGGGAAGGGGGAGACGCAAGGUGGGUGCAACCAACAGGAGCACAGGGGCGGCGCGCAAGGUGAGCGCAAGGAAGGGUUUGUUGGCCAGAUGAAGGACAAGAUCCCGGGCGGUGGCGGUGGCGGUGUCGGUGGUGUCCGUGGUGAAGGAGGAGAGAAAUAG
Populus trichocarpa (black cottonwood) is the source of this 471-nucleotide messenger RNA. RefSeq names its product dehydrin Rab16B. Gene Ontology annotation, molecular function: metal ion binding. NCBI's taxonomy places the organism in Eukaryota, Viridiplantae, Streptophyta, Magnoliopsida, Malpighiales, Salicaceae. Bases 1 to 471 code for a protein of 156 amino acids. The transcript has a single exon. The record is from RefSeq and is a predicted model, not a curated record.